Rhinichthys klamathensis goyatoka is the source of this 1465-nucleotide messenger RNA. RefSeq names its product chondroadherin (gene chad). The transcript has 4 exons. Gene Ontology annotation, molecular function: protein binding. Bases 150 to 1235 code for a protein of 361 amino acids. Gene Ontology annotation, cellular component: extracellular matrix. The record is from RefSeq and is a predicted model, not a curated record. NCBI's taxonomy places the organism in Eukaryota, Metazoa, Chordata, Actinopteri, Cypriniformes, Leuciscidae.
UCCACUCACACACACUCUCUCUCUUUACUCUGAGGUUGUGUGGACCACUUUUGCAGUCUGUAUAUGUUCCUGCUGCAAACGUCUCUCGGAGUAAAGCAGAAAGAACACCUAAUAGCAUAAAGCAGUGGACUGAUCAACACUCCAUCAUCAUGUACAGUUUCAGCUUCUUACUGGUGCUAGUGUGUCUACAGGUUUGCGUCCCUUUUGCGUUUGCCGCGCCAACUCAGUGCCCAAGCCAGUGCCACUGCCAUGGGGACCUGCAACAUGUUAUCUGUGACAACGUCGGACUGAAGAAGAUCCCCCGCAUAUCCGAGGCCACUCGUCUCCUAAAUCUGCAAAGGAACAACUUGGGAAAUCUCCCAACUGGGGGUUUCAGCGAGAUGAAGGGGCUAAUUUCUCUGCAUCUGCAGCACUGUCAGAUCCGCGAGAUCUCCAGCCAGGCUUUCAAAGGGGUAAAGAAGCUCAUCUACCUUUACUUGUCUAAUAAUGAGAUCAGCACCAUCAAAACAGGUGCUUUUGAGGACCUAACCGAACUGACCUAUCUCUAUUUGGAUGGUAACCACAUCACAAUCCUUCCGAAGGGCAUCUUUUCUCCCAUGGUCAACCUGUUUAUCCUGCAGCUCGACAACAACAAGCUUCGAGAGCUGCAGCCUGGUACUUUCACAGGUGCUAAUGAUCUCCGAUGGCUAUAUUUGAGUGGCAACGAGUUGAGCUCCAUACAGCCAGGUUCUCUUGAUGAAGUGGAGAACCUGGCCAUUCUAACCUUGGACCGUAACCAGCUGUCUACCUACCCUCUACUGGCUAUGAGCAAGCUGCGUGUCGUGGAGGAACUCAACUUGUCCAAAAACCCUCUCAGCCUCAUCCCUGACCACGCAUUCCGGAGCUUCGGCCGCUACAUGGAGAAGCUACAUCUAAAUGACAUGAGCCUGGAGAAGUUCUCGAAUGCUGCCUUUGAGGGAGUGACGGCUCUCAAGUCUCUGCAUCUUGAGAACAACAAGCUGAAAUCGCUGCCGAACAGCCUUGAGUUUAGCACUCUCCAGAACAUCACUCUGUUUAACAACCCCUGGAGCUGCACCUGCCAAUUAGCAAAUCUCAAAAAAUGGAUGGACACUAGCCGCAAUCGCCCUGAUGCAGUUUGUGCUUCUCCUGGAAACCAGAAAGGAAAGCAAAUAAGAGAGAGCACUGCUUUCACCCGCUGCAAGGCAAAGAGGACCAGGAAGGGACCACGGCUCUGAGAUGGAGGACAGGGCCUGUCCAGGUGUCAGGACUUCAAUGUGCAGAAAAGGAAAGCAAUGCAGACUGCUACAUUGGGACUGUCCAUUUCCUCUUUUUUUUUUUUUUUGUGACAUAAAUGCGCUGACUCAAUUCAUACUAAACAACAUGAAUAGCAUACAUGUGUUCACAGACAUUGACAAACACCCCGAAGGAGCAACUGGGUACAUCUGCAAAGUGAAAUAUUCACAAA